AGUCUCUUUUCCGGUUAGCGCGGCGUGAGAAGCCAUGAGCAGCAAAGUCUCUCGCGACACCCUGUACGAGGCGGUGCGGGAAGUCCUGCACGGGAACCAGCGCAAGCGCCGCAAGUUCCUGGAGACGGUGGAGUUGCAGAUCAGCUUGAAGAACUAUGAUCCCCAGAAGGACAAGCGCUUCUCGGGCACCGUCAGGCUUAAGUCCACUCCCCGCCCUAAGUUCUCUGUGUGUGUCCUGGGGGACCAGCAGCACUGUGACGAGGCUAAGGCCGUGGAUAUCCCCCACAUGGACAUCGAGGCGCUGAAAAAACUCAACAAGAAUAAAAAACUGGUCAAGAAGCUGGCCAAGAAGUAUGAUGCGUUUUUGGCCUCAGAGUCUCUGAUCAAGCAGAUUCCACGAAUCCUCGGCCCAGGUUUAAAUAAGGCAGGAAAGUUCCCUUCCCUGCUCACACACAACGAAAACAUGGUGGCCAAAGUGGAUGAGGUGAAGUCCACAAUCAAGUUCCAAAUGAAGAAGGUGUUAUGUCUGGCUGUAGCUGUUGGUCACGUGAAGAUGACAGACGAUGAGCUUGUGUAUAACAUUCACCUGGCUGUCAACUUCUUGGUGUCAUUGCUCAAGAAAAACUGGCAGAAUGUCCGGGCCUUAUAUAUCAAGAGCACCAUGGGCAAGCCCCAGCGCCUAUAUUAAGGCACAUUUGAAUAAAUUCUAUUACCAGUU
Messenger RNA from Homo sapiens (human), 718 nucleotides. RefSeq names its product ribosomal protein L10a (gene RPL10A). Gene Ontology annotation, biological process: response to ethanol; translation. The transcript is spliced from 6 exons. Gene Ontology annotation, molecular function: RNA binding; structural constituent of ribosome. The record is from RefSeq and is marked reviewed. Bases 35 to 688 code for a protein of 217 amino acids. Gene Ontology annotation, cellular component: large ribosomal subunit; cytoplasm; postsynaptic density. NCBI's taxonomy places the organism in Eukaryota, Metazoa, Chordata, Mammalia, Primates, Hominidae.